This is a messenger RNA of Scutellospora calospora, 637 nucleotides long. NCBI's taxonomy places the organism in Eukaryota, Fungi, Glomeromycota, Glomeromycetes, Diversisporales, Gigasporaceae. The record is from the annotation of a GenBank genome assembly.
AUGGAAACUAUUUGUAAAAAUCCAAAACCGUUCUUUGAAUUAAAGGAAUAUCUGACUUUAGAUAAAGAUAUUUUGUUAAUGCUUAUUAAGAGAGAUUAUAUGAAUAUUGAAGAAAUUGAUAUUUGGAAAUAUUUAGUUAAAUGGGGAACGGCUCAAUCUAUUGCUUCUAAAGGAAAACCAGUCAUCAAUUGGGGAGAAAAUGAAUUUUUGUCAUUCAAGAAAUCUCUCGAUCCGUUCAUAUCAUAUAUUCGAUUUCACGAAAUAUCACGAGAAGAAUUUUAUUUUCAUGUAAGGCCUUAUAAAAAAGCGAUCCCAGAAAAUAUUUACGAAGAUUUAGUGGCUUAUCUCAUGGCCAAUAUAAAUCUCGAAGUUUCAAAGUUACCCUCGCGUUGUAUAUCUAUUAGUAUCGAUUCUGUUAUUAUUGAAAAGGACAAAGCUAUAGUUAUCACUGAUUGGAUCGAAAAUAGCACUACAUUUACUGGGAAACCAUCUUCUUAUCAGUUUACACUUACUUACCGAGCAACACGUGACGGGUUUGAUUAUGAUACUUUUAUCAAGAAUAAUGAUUGUUGCGUCGUUCUUGUAUUAAUUAAAAUCUCUGAUUCAGCAAAAAUAAUUGGUGGAUACAAUCCUUUAG